This is a messenger RNA of Fusarium pseudograminearum CS3096, 1011 nucleotides long. RefSeq lists its product as uncharacterized. NCBI's taxonomy places the organism in Eukaryota, Fungi, Ascomycota, Sordariomycetes, Hypocreales, Nectriaceae. The transcript is spliced from 4 exons. The coding region runs from base 1 to 1011 and encodes 336 amino acids. The record is from RefSeq and is a predicted model, not a curated record.
AUGUCAAACUUUCAAUCGCCCCGAACUAUUGUUGUUACCGGUGCCACCGGUAACCAAGGCAAAGGCGCUAUCCACGCUUUAUUAGGUGCUGACGAGGGUUGGUAUGUACGCGCCUUGACACGAGAUGUGAGCUCGCCCUGGGCCAAAGCACUCCUGGAUGAAUGCUCCGACGACGUGAAGGCAGAACGCCUCAGUCUUGUUCAGGGCAGUACAUAUGACCUUGACAGCAUCCGGUCGACUUUUAUUGGGGCUUAUGGUGUCUUCGCCGCCACAUCAGAGAUCUACCCUGGUAAGGUAUUGAUCGAAGAGGCGGAGAUGGCCCACGAGAUCCAGGCAGGGCGCAAUAUUGUCCUUGCUGCUAAAGAAGCCGGCGUCAAACAUUUUGUCUUCAGCAGCCUGCCUAAUAUGGACAAAGUGACAGUGGGGAAAUUUCCUGGGAUUCAUCAUAUGAACAAUAAGCAUGCCAUUGAAGAGUUUGCGAAAGAGCACUUGAGUGGUGUGACUUGCCUUAUUCCAGGAUUCUUUUACACCAAUUUGAGAUGGCCUCAGUACUCUCAACUUCGGUCGGAUGGUGUGGUUGAGUUCCGUACUGCUAUUCCUAGCGAGCAAGUGGCGCAGUGGACCGACCCAAGCUACGAUAUGGGCACUUUUGCCGCGAAGGUUUUCGAACUCGGCCCCGAGAAGACCGCCGGCAAAACGCAUCUUGUCUUAAGCGAGCCCAUCACUCCCACGGACAUGGCCCGGAUAUUUACAGAAGUCACUGGCCAGCCUGCAGUACACAAGCCCAUCAGCCCAGAGAAAUUUGGCGAGAUGACAGCCCCGUUUAUUGGCCCUGCUUUCAGGCUAGAUGCACAGAAGAUGAUGGAGUGGGCGUCUGUGAUUCCAGCCGGAAAGGUCUGCUAUGGGGCUAUGGAGUAUAAGAAGAUGGAGGACUCUCCUAGGGAGUUGGGGCUAAAAGCUAGUACUUUCGAGGAGUGGCUAAGACGCAGCGGAUGGAAGGGGCCUAAAUAG